UUUUGCUUCAUGGCCCAUUAACAACCCCAGUUCACCCCCCAAUCACGACAAUAUAAGCCUCAGAGCUCUCUGUUGAUACUGCACAAUGCCCGGAGGUGACGCAAUUCGUGCCUUAAGAUGGCUCUCCCGGAGUACUGGGGGCUUGCUCUCGGGCUCUGAGACUACCACACAGCGAUGCCUUACAAAGUCUUUUUCACGGUCAAUGGCUACAGAAUCCCAGGUCACCGCCGAACACUUUACCCAGGAAGCCCCCAAAGCCGUCUGGAACACGGAACCCGCCCGGGCAACCACCUACUCCUUCCCUUCCAUGGAACCAUUGCGAUUUGUUGAAUACCCUCGGAAUCAUCUUUUGAUGCCGCUGCGGAAGGAUAUCUUACAUCGGGCUGUCGUGUAUGAAGGUGACAUGACCAGACAGGGUACCGCGAGCACCAAGUGGAGGGCCGAUGUGCACGGAAGUAACAGGAAGUUGCAUGCGCAGAAGGGUACCGGCAAAGCGCGGGCGGGCGACAAGAAGUCUCCAAUCCGUAAAGGUGGUGGUGUUGCACAUGGCCCUCAUCCUCGGGAUUUCUCCACGAGCCUCCCUCAGAAGAUCUACGACCAGGCAUGGCGGAUAGCUCUCAGCUAUCGGUACCGACGUGGCCAGUUGAUUAUUAUCGAUAACGAGAUCUCUCUCCCGGAAAAUGCUAGCACGCAUUUAAUCAGCGACAUUAUCAAGUUCCACCGUUGGGGCAGUGAGUUUGGCCGGUCGACGUUGAUCACCGAUCAGCCCAAUGAUGCUCUUUUUGACAUGGUGCGCCAAGUGGGCAAUCAAGCGAAGAUUCUGGACCGCAAGGAUGUAGAUGUCAAGGAUCUUUUGGAGACGGGCCGAUUGAUCAUUGAGAAGCAGGCGCUGGACCGUAUCCUGGCUCAUCACUCGAGGGACUUGGUCACUAAGGCUGCCAAGGCUUUGUAUUGAUCUGUUGGUGGGCGAAUGGACGUUACAAUUUUUGGGGGUUUGAAGAAAUGUUAUUAUCUGUACAAAUAGAACCUAGCAAUGUAUGAUUGUCGCUUGUAAUUUGGCGUGAAGAAGCGGACAAACUUUGAAUCUCGUAUCGUUUUGAUGUCAAUGUGAUAGGAAGAUUCAACUGGGAGGAGACACUCCGCCAAUCUUUAAGUAAAAGUGAUAGAGAG
Molecule: messenger RNA, 1170 nt
Organism: Aspergillus alliaceus
Lineage: Eukaryota; Fungi; Ascomycota; Eurotiomycetes; Eurotiales; Aspergillaceae
Product: mitochondrial 54S ribosomal protein uL4m
Exons: 2
Coding region: 86-955 (289 amino acids)
Biological process (GO): translation
Cellular component (GO): ribosome
Molecular function (GO): structural constituent of ribosome
Source: RefSeq, a predicted model, not a curated record